Exophiala oligosperma is the source of this 891-nucleotide messenger RNA. RefSeq lists its product as uncharacterized. Bases 1 to 891 code for a protein of 296 amino acids. NCBI's taxonomy places the organism in Eukaryota, Fungi, Ascomycota, Eurotiomycetes, Chaetothyriales, Herpotrichiellaceae. The transcript is spliced from 2 exons. The record is from RefSeq and is a predicted model, not a curated record.
AUGUCCCAAUCAAUCACCUCAUUGUCCCCUUCAAAGCUCAGAGACCUCAAGUAUGGCGAAACCGUCACCGUCCUAUACAGAGAGUCAGACAACACCGAAGCUCGAGUCUUGAGAGAUGGGUUCCCAAAAAAGUUGGCCAUGGCCUUUUCCAAGAAAUGGAAGGAUGAAUUCCCACCUAUCAACAAGACCAAAACCCAGGACCUCCUCAACUUGGUUCCACCCAAAAAGACCAUCACCAUCGUCGGAGGAAACAUGGUCAUCCACAAGCAUGUCCUCGCCUGGAUGGUGUCUUGCUGCGACGGCAAGGGACUCAAGACCUUCUCCAACCCUCGCUUCAAGGCCUUUGCCUACCUGUACUAUGCCCGAUCCUGCGCCUCGAUCGUCGGUUGUGAGUACCUCGAAAGCAUCCUCGGCAAGCGCAUGGAGACCAUGGCCAACAAUCAAAUCCAUUCCGAGGACGUCCGCAUGCUCUGGAUGGCUAGUCCACCGGACGCCGAGAUGAAGAGAUUUCUAGCCGAGCAUAUUGCAAUUCGCUUCGGGACCGGCACCCUCAAGGCCAAGGGAUCCUACCGCACCUUGAGGGAGGAAGUGCCGAGUUUCAACAAGGCGGUCGACGACAUCUUGAACGCGAAAAAGGCACGAGGCGAGUUGAGUCCGGCGUCUCUGGAACGAAAGAAGAACAAUAGCAACAACAAAAAGAAGCCUGUCAAGACCGCCGCGAACAAGGGGCUCAAGGAGGGUGGUGGCCGUGUUGGUGCUGGAAAUAGUGAAGGGGUGAGCGACGCCAAAAUGGGUGGUGCGGUGCAAGCAACAAAGGUGGUUCGACGAGGGGCCAAGGGUCGACCGAUCUAUGCCAAGUUGGAUCUGGAGUCUGUCUCGGUCACAAAGUGA